CUUACUCAUCGAAACAAAAAAACAUGGAGGACACCCGGUGGUCUUGAGUGGGGCCUGAGUACACUGAUUCAACCACAUUUCAGUUAUCAAUUUCUCCUAAUAAACUCUCGUCGUUCAGCUCCUAAUCAUCACGAACGCUGGAGGAAGAGCGAGAUGAAGCCCAAGAGUAAGAGCAAGAGAAGUGUCCGCAAAUUCGGUAGAUUGAAGAUCAACCAGAAGGAGGAACCACCCAGCAAUGACGAUGGCAUCGACCUGUCCAAUUUACGUAAGCCCAUCACAACGAGUUUGUCGAGCUUACGACAAGUGGCUAAACUUUUUGAUAAUGGAAACCACGAAGUCAAAUCCAUUCUCGAUUAUGAGUGCGAAGUCAUUUAUGAGUGUAGGAUUUGCAGGAGUUUAUUCAGGAGUUUGGCGAAUUUUAUAUCACACAAGAGGGUUUAUUGUAGAGCUAAAUUCGAUAUUUCUAUGGACAGGAGCGCCAUCGAUCCACAUGGCAUGCCGAUCCUAAUCCCCAACAUAACGCCCCCGGCAUUCUCGGACACCGAGUCGAAGGAGAACUGCACAGCGGAGCGUUCCCGGAGUCGCCCCGGCGACGCCUUUUCCCGAAAGGACCUGACGUCAGUGGUGGCGAUGCUCCAGCAGAGGCACGCGGACCCGCAGCCGCGGGCCCCCUCGCCCCUCCGCAUCGUCGCGGACACCGAGCAGGUCCUCCUGGAGGUCCUGGAGUCCAACAAGGUGGCGUACCAGACAGUCCUCGAGCCAACGCACAGGGAGAUCGACCCCACAGACCUGAUGAAAGCUCAAGCAAACGAAGUACAAAAUAUCCUGAGUCGAGACACAGCAGUCCUGGGUCCCGACGGCCACCUCAUCGAGGUCAAUCACCUGGAGAAGCCCGACAGUCCCCUCCAGUUCCACGACCACCCAGAGGACUCCCUGUCCUCGACAUCCUCAGGGGACACCAACCUCACGUGCUCAGUCUGCGACGCCAAAUUCGCGACGAAGAAGACGUUGACUUUCCACAUGAAGUCCCUGCACACACCCCACAGGAUGGUCUACCCCUGUCCCUGCUGCGAGAGCCUCUUCACGAACCCCUGGGGUGUCUACCGGCACCUCUACAAGAUCCACAGGAAGAGCAACGACCAAGUGAGGAAGCUGCGCCCUCAAAUCCAGGAGAAGGCCUACAGAACCGAAGCGACACGAGCUCAGGACAUCGAGAAGGACUGCGCCAACAGUAAAUUGAAUAAUAAUCACGAGACAACUGUCAACGAGACGGAGGAGUGGAUGGCGCAUCUGGAGAGUGAUGGAGAGCUCCAGAGGUGUGGGGGGUGUGGCAAGAGGUUCGACAGGAAGGCCGCACUGCUGUCGCACUCGCAGAUCUGCCAGAAGAGGAUUGCAGCCUGCAGUGAUGGCGCUGCCAGGGCCAGGAGGCAGCAGAAGGCCUCGGAAAUUGUCCUGGAGACCUCCACCUCCUCCCCUAUCACCACUGGGAGGGUGCCCGUGCCUGAGGGCACUGUCUCCGUCAAGGAUAUCAUUCCCAAGGUCGUUAAGGAGCAGAAGGAGGAGGUCAUCAGGCUGCCCAAUCUCUCGUCAGCCGUCACUCUCACCAGGCUCGGGCAGGACUCGGAGAUUGGGAUCAGGGUCGAGGGCGUCAGCAGUUUGAGCAAGGAUGCUUGGGAUAAGAUCGGUAGUGAGGCACCUGAGCCGGGGGAGGGGGUGGGGGCUGGGGCGCCGGGGGAGAAUGGGGUGCAGGGGCAGGAGGAGAUGGAUGACGAUCCGGAAAUCAUUUUUACGAAGAUUGAGAAGAGCCAGGAGGCAACUGUGGAGAAUGCCGACAGCAGGAAGAGGAAGGUCGGGGCGAAGGAGAGACAGCGAAAUCCUCAUUCCUCAUUACUAAAACGCAGUAGAACUCCAUCCCUGAAGGACCGAUCUGCGCCAUCAGAGACAGCUCGUCCCAUCUCCAGUCGUGUGAAAGCGAUAGAGCGUAGAAUCGCAACAAUCGCAGACCUGCAGAAGCUGCGGUGUCUUCCCUGCAACAAAAAAUUCUCCAGUAUGGCACAUUUACGCAGGCACAUGGCGAUCCACAUAAAUUGGAACAGAUAUCGCUGCAAAGUCUGUGGAUUCAAGUGUUACGAGAAAGUGGACUGCGUUGCCCACUGCAACAUGGCUCACGAUGCCAAGAACAAUCGAACGGCAAUUGCUGGAAUGAUGGCUGAGAUUCAACCUGAUGACAAUAAUGCUAGCGCUGCCGGACGGAGUCUCUUGAAGAAGCCGCAGGGACAGCCUAAGGGAGCCAUGGAUCUUGAAGUCAUCGAUGUUACCAGGCCCAAUACCACUUCUGAUGAUAUUGCCAAUGCUAAUGAGGAAAUUGAUUGCAUACAAAAUGGUGACUCCCAUCCGAAGAAAUCUGCCCCCUCACCAGACUCUGAAGAUCGUCCAGAGGAUUCAUCAGAGCGAUCGAAACGAGUGAAACUGGACGAAGAUCCAGAGCUCCGCAGAAUGGUGAUGGAGGUGAUCUUUGGGUCUUCCGAAGGUUCCUCGUCCUCCAGUGAGCAGUCCCUCAGCAGUGCAGCAACCCCAAAAGCCGUGGAGUGUGGAAUAAGCCUCGAGAGAAGUACCUCGUCCAGUCCAACGUCCAUUGAGCCCAGAAAUCCCUCACCGAAGGCCACCGAAUCACCCAAGAAUGAGGACAAAGUACAAAGACCCACGAGAAAUAGAUCGAAGGUCAUCGAUAAAGAUUUUAUAUACGAUCUGGAUGCUGUACUCAUGCAGGAGCCGGUGAUGAUGGAGGAGAUGUCGCAGAGCCCUGAGACUUCCCUCAAAGUCACGAAUGAUAAGAAACGUAGUUCGAUUGAUAUCAGGGAUUUCAAGGAGAGCGAUGAUCUCACUGUCGUUCUUUACACUGGUGAUGACGUUGACAGUAAAAUUCAGGAGAUACCCAAGACGAAUAUCAUCGUCUGUGACAAGUGAAUUUUUCUUCGAAAGACGUAUGAAAUUAUUUCAUAACAAAAACCCAAGGAAUUCGUUAUGAACUUCUAUCAAGCUUCUAUCAGUUUCCAGAAAUGUUUGGUAGAAAAUAUUUUGCUCAGAAAAAUCUGCACCUCUUGGAAUUUCUAUAAAAAUUCUCUGGAGAAAAUUUCCACGUUUUUUCCACUGCAUUUUUCUCAUUUGUUUUCGUUAAAAAAAUUAAGCAGAGGAAGUUUUAUAGAAAGUUGAAAAUAUAUUUGCAUUUUUUGAUAAGUAUUUUGGACUGAACGUUUCGAUAGAAGUUCGAUGGAGAUUUGGUGAUUUUUUCCGCAUGAAACACUCGUUUCCAUCAAAAAUGCAAUUCCAUUCGUCUUUGACGUCUCCCCGGAAAAUUAUGGACAUCGAUACUAUUUUUUGCUUAUCCUCAAAUGAUUUACUUUAUGUUCGUUGUAACUCUUGUCCCCUCCUAUCGUUUAUCUUGUUUUUUGCAAGGAUCACUGAAUAUGAUUAACAGUAUUUAUCCAGUUUAUCCAUUGGGACGUUCAGCGAACACACGAUUGUGUUUUAUGUAAUUAUGAAUGAUGAUAAUAAUGCAUAUGCAAGGGACAGUGUUGAUAUUGUAUUGCUAUUUUUUCGUCCCGUUGUAUAUACAAUGGUGAAACAUUGACCGAUUGUAUGUGAAUGUAUUCUAAGGGAAAUAAAAUUUAAAAAUCA
Molecule: messenger RNA, 3678 nt
Organism: Diachasma alloeum
Lineage: Eukaryota; Metazoa; Arthropoda; Insecta; Hymenoptera; Braconidae
Exons: 5
Coding region: 154-2967 (937 amino acids)
Source: RefSeq, a predicted model, not a curated record